GUGGAAUUAAAGUUUAAUAGCAAGUGUGGCGUUCUUCUACUGGAAUUGGGAGUCGUAUUUUCAAAAACCCUGAGAUCAAAAUACUGAAUUGUGGACUUUCAAUGGGCAGACAAAAUUUUUAACAAGCCAAAGUCGUUGUAACAAACUGAAUGUGGCGAGACACCGACACCCUAGUGAUAAUUUUGAGUGUGCUUCAAAAGUAGGGAAAACAGAGGGUAAAAGAUUCAAGAUUUUGCAAAGUUAGAUUGAACAUGGUUAAUACAGCAAUGGGGAUAGGAAACUAUCAGAACAUGAAUCUGAUACAGAAAAUAGAUUCAAACUUACGCUUGGAAAUAUGCACUUCUAAACAAGAACGUGAAGACUUUUAUAAAAGAGCUGGAGAAUCGUUUCAUCAAUCAACCAUAUCAUUACGGCAUCUACCCAAUGAUGAGAAAAGGAGAAAAUUUCUGCCAGCUUAUUUCAGAUACCUGCAUGAAAGUUCAUUGACAUCAGGAAAAGCAAUUUUAAUGGCUCUCAAAAAGCGAGAAAAUGUCAACGGCAAAGAAGUUUGGAAAAUUGUGUACAGUGGAAUCUACGUUUAUGACACAUCGCCUACUGACGAAUCAGAUAGUUCUGAAAUCAUGGAAAUUGAUAGAGAAGCAGCAGAAGAAAUAAUAAAGAGAGACAAAUGGCAUCAGAAGAACAUUGAUGGCCCGUUACGUGAAAUCGCAAAAAGUGCUGGCUCAGCUGCUUGGCUAUUAGCACGUCAAGCCACAACACCAGAGUACAAGCAACAAAAAUAUGGUCUUAAUUACAGCAGAAUCGCGGCAAAAAUUGCAUACGAAUUAGGCUUAAAGAUGCAUGCCGAUUCUGGCAAAGCACCAUUCAAAAUUCAACCGUUUGAAUAUGUCGCAUUUAACGAUACGUUCUCAGGUGGAUUUAAACUGAUGGAUAAAAUUGGCCUUUUCCCGAUUGCACAUUUGCAUUAUAAUUUCAAACCAGGGUUAAAGUGCUAUCACGAAUCAGAGGAGGGCACUGACAGAAGCCAGCAUUCAUGUUACUUUAUAAUGGUUGAUAAAAACAUUCAUCCGAAGCUGAAGCAAGCCUUGGAAAAGGGAUUUAAGGCUAAAUUGUGAACUUUUUCAGCUUGGAAAUAUAAU
Molecule: messenger RNA, 1139 nt
Organism: Styela clava
Lineage: Eukaryota; Metazoa; Chordata; Ascidiacea; Stolidobranchia; Styelidae
Source: RefSeq, a predicted model, not a curated record